This is a messenger RNA of Moesziomyces aphidis, 1110 nucleotides long. The record is from the annotation of a GenBank genome assembly. Lineage: Eukaryota; Fungi; Basidiomycota; Ustilaginomycetes; Ustilaginales; Ustilaginaceae.
AUGCUGAUCAGACCCGGAAGCUGGCAGCCAGUCCUCUGUCUCGGAUCGCUGACAAAGGCACCUCCCAACAGCCCAGUCUCAAAAUCGAUUUUGAGGGAAAGCGGAUGCACCGCGGUGCCCUUUCCCUUUCAGGAAUCUGCCAGAGCGCUCGUCAUCCACUCGACUGACUCGCUCAGCCUUCUCCACCCCACACCGACCAUCAACCCAGCUCACUGCAGCCGUCCACUCUACCUUCACCGCCACUACCAAGAGCACAUCCACAUUGGCACUCGUCUCCGCGCAACACCAGACCAGACCGCACCCUCCUUCUCCUCGUCCUCUGCCUCCACCUCACCCUCGUUCAACAUGGUCUGGCCCUUCUCGUCCAACAAGCCCGCCGACGCUGCCGCCUCGUCCUCCACAGCACAGUCCUCGUUCGAGGCUGUAGCUCCGGCACCGGCGGACGCCACCGUGGCUCAGAACCCCACAUCGGACAGCCCCACGGACUACCUUCGCAGCCACACGUUUGUCCAGCCCUCGUCGCCAUCACCAUCCGCCUCGGGCUCGUCGCCCGAGUACGUCCCCAACGCAGCAUCUCUUCUCGGCGACUCGUCCCUCAACCUCGGUGCGCUCUCCCCGCUCGCCGGUCUCGGCAAGGACGAGCUCGAAUACCUCGACCUCACCGACGGCGCUCCCUCGAGCAUGGAGGGCGCACGAACCGCCGUCCCCUCGCGUGGCUGGUCCGACGACCUCUGCUACGGAACCGGCACCACCUACCUCUCCGGCCUUGCCAUCGGUGGCCUGCUCGGUGCGCGUGAAGGCUUCUUCCGUCCGCUUGGCGUCGACAACCCCACCUUCCGUCUGCGUCUCAACGCCGUGCUCAACCAGGUCACGCGUCGUGGCUCCUUCUUUGGCAACUCGGCGGGCGUCGUCGCGCUCAUCUACAACCUCGUCGAUGCAUCCAUCGACGGCGUGCGUGGCAAGCACGACAUUGCAGGCGCCGUCACGGCAGGUGCCAUCUCCGGCGCGCUCUUCAAGUGCACUGCCGGUGUCCGUCCCAUGGCCGUCGCUAGUGGCAUCAUGAUGGCCGCCGCCGCUACCUGGACCACCGCAAAGCAGGCGCUCUUGUAA